Pomacea canaliculata is the source of this 5336-nucleotide messenger RNA. Its product is annotated as NXPE family member 3-like. The transcript has 9 exons. NCBI's taxonomy places the organism in Eukaryota, Metazoa, Mollusca, Gastropoda, Architaenioglossa, Ampullariidae. Bases 1155 to 3053 code for a protein of 632 amino acids. The record is from RefSeq and is a predicted model, not a curated record.
AAUUCCACCCUUCCCUCCCACACCUGCUUCCUACCACGCCGUCAAAACGCAAGUUUUCUGAUGUUUAAAUGCUUUCGUUAAUAUUUUUAUGUUUAUUAAACUCCACUUAUAUUGUAGUAUAACUGUUCUCACUAAAACAUACCUAUAUAGCCUGUAACUUUCAAAUAUUAGCGAGUCAACAGGGGCUGGGAACGAAUUAAAUCUAUUUCCUUUAUUUCUUAUGGAAAAACUUGUUUCGGAUAACGAACAUUUCGGAUAACGAACAGCUUUCCAGAACGGAUUAAGUUCGUUAACCGAGGUUCCACUGUAGUUAAAGAUCACAGACAUGAGACGAAACCUUUCCUGUUGAAAUAUGUUUUUCUUGAAAAAGUGAGGAUCUAUUUAUUAGAUCAGCACAAUACUGUAUCGUAAAGCAAAUGCCUGGCUAUGCUGUCACCCACUUUCCCAACUGUCAGGAUCUACAAUCUAAGGGAGACAAUGCGAUGUCCUACGCUCACUCUCUGUUCUGGUGUUAUUUCCCUUAGACCACAUUGGCGGAACCGAUGGGCUGACGAUAGAUGUUAAUUAUGUAAGCUGAAUAGCCUGCUGUCGUUCAUUCGACGGGGACACUUCGUAAAGCAGAAGCAAUAACAAAUUUUCUUUGUAAACACUGCUGUUUAUUUUUACUUAAUUUAACAUCUAGGAGAGAAUCAUCGUCAAUAACGGCGGAAAUUUUUAUCACCGAUCUGUCAAGUAUGUUUGUAAAUGCUUGAUGUGUUUGUUGUUCAAGAGAUCUACUGCUGACCUUUUGUCUUUCAAACUUCAGAACUGUCUUAUGUAUAUUGAUUUAAUUUGGAGGUAUUUCCAGCUAGCAGUGUGGCUGCUCGCUAGUACGGGCCGUUAGUGUUUGUGUGUCUUGUGGUUUCACUACAGUAACAGCUCGUGCACAGUGUUUAUAACUGUGUCAUACUGUGACCUUCACUGUCUGCUGACGCUCUAGUUCACCUACACGACACGUCUGUCUUCCGUGUUACUUACCUGGUGGCUGGCUACAAGGGUUGACACUGUGUGUGUUGACUGUGACACAAUUAAGUCACAGAAGUGCGCUGGGACAGAACGCACGGGAGGGUGAAAAAUCGCCGCUUUUUGGCCUUCCGCUCGCGACACCAUGCACCAUGCCGCUGAGCUAUCGGAAAAUAUUUUUGCCAGUCGUUGCUGUGGUAGUUGUGGUUGUAAUCUGGAUGACGUAUUUUGUUACUCGAAGGCGGAUCAUAGAUGUCGAACCCUUAAUCGUCAACCGCAAACCUAUCAACGAUGGCCUCAUGAACAUCCAGAAUAAUCGAACAUAUGACAAGCUGGCAGCCCUCAAGAGCGCCAGGUACGUCACACAGACGCCCAGAGGCAAGACUGCACCCAGCAAGGAAGCAGCUGUGACGUCACUUCCUUGGGCGCCCAGCGGAGCUUGGGUAGCGAGGCCAAAGCUAGGUAGAUGGUGGUCGGGCUUAUCUUCCUCCCACAUUGUGACCGACGAGAACUAUCUCCUGGCCUACUUCCGGCGCCACGGCAUCAUGGCGUGGGAGGGGGAGGGACUACGUGUGGAGAAAGCCACCACGCCCAUCGAGAAGUGGUACCUGGCCACGCCCCCACUCGCCGACACGGCGAUGCUGCCGAAUGAACACAACUCACAGGUUCGGAUCAUCAGUCCCAGCAGGACGUAUCACAUGGGGGACACUAUUUCGAUCCGAGUCGACCUGUUUGACAAAUGGAACCGGAUCAGACCCAUGGGUGGCGACCAGCUCCGCAUCUGGCUGACCGCAGCUCAGUCUGCAUCCUCUGUGGCCGCUGAGGUCGUCGACCUGGGAAACGGAAGCUACGUGGGGCGCUCCAUUCUGCAGUGGGAGGGGCUGACUUCCGUCAAGGUGUCCUUGACCUACCCGCGAGAAUUCCUCCGCUACCUUAUAUGGCUUCGCCAUUCUGUCCACACUCUUCGCUGGAUUUCGGCUUCUUUUGGCGACGGCGCUAACGGGACUGGGGUCACAGUUUGCUUGCCUUCUGCCCCAGUCCCUGGGUUUCCGACAACGUGUGAUCUGACAAAGCAGAAUGGCGGCUUCCCAUGGUUCUGUGGGCGCCCUCACGAUGCCCGAUGGGAUUGCAGUCAGUGGCGGGCAACGGGGAACCUAGCAGGUCCCGUCGACCCCCCAGCCAAUGAUUUAACGCUCUUUAUGAUUAGAAAAAUGAAUUCUGAACCCAUUUUACGAACUGUUGAAAAUGAGCUGAUGUUCAUCGUUCAACCAGGUCCCUCGAGCCCCAGCCUGCCGCCAUGCUGGACCCAGUCCAAAAGAAGCACGUGGACCAGCCCGGCGCCCAGAGGAUGGUUCCGGAACGGGUCCUGGCAGGGCCAGACAUGCGCAGUUCCCUCUUGGAGUGACCCUGCUGCCCUCGUGCAAAAGUGCUUACGUAAUACGAGGAUGCUGAUGCUGGGGGACUCCAACAUGCGCCUGUGGUUCGAGGCUGUGGAAGGCAUGCUGGGAUGUGACGUGGUCGUCGACAAGGAGCGAUAUCACGAACCCAAAACUUGUCACGUUCCCCGGCUGAACGCCUCCGUCAUCUACGGACCGCACGCGAUGCCCUUCAACGCGGGAACGUGGGUGGGCGUGCAGACCCUGCCGCUGACCACCGCCUUGAGGGAGAUCCCUGAUGAUGGUUCGCGCAUCGUCGUCAUCGUCCACUACUUCGUCCACCUGGCCUUCUAUCCUCUCGAUGUCUUCCGAGAUGUGGUGCGGGCGGCCUGCUGGGCCCUUCAGCUCUUUCUGCGGCAGCAUCCGUCUGCUACGGUGCUAGUACGUGGUCCGCACGUAAUGUACCGUGCCAGCAAGCACCCGAUGCACCCUGUCGAUGCCUCCGUGGCAUGGUACAUUAGCGUUCUGCGGGAGGAGUUCCGGGCCCUGUACGACAGGGUGUGGUUCCUGAACUUCGAGGACAUGACCAUCGCCUCGGAGAAUUUGAGUUCUCAUCCGCCGCAGGUGACGGUGAUGGAGAUGCUGAAGGUGUUGCUGGGAUAUAUCUGUGUGUGAGAGAGAAUAGCGGAGGGACCUCCUAGAGUGAGGAGGACAUAGCUUUGAGUGAGAGAACUCAACACGACUACCUCAAGGACUGAGAAAAGAAGAUAACAUUGGUGAAUAUGUGAUUUCAAAGAGGUCAAGGUUUCAGGAACUGUAAGUGAUACUCAGUGUCUACACAUGUUACACAGAACGCAGUACUACCUCCACUUCUCUUGUCAUCUCCCUUGUCGUUUACCUUCACUGAGGAAAGGACACUAGAAGUAUGAAGCCGCUAAUCUAAGUACUGUAAGCUCAAAGGUCAACCUGGUUUCAACAGGAAGUUAAUCUAGCAGACUACACACCUGUUGUUGUUUUAAAGAAACACACUAAAGUGUAAUUUUUUUUCUAUGUCUUUUUCGUUUUUUAUCUUUUUUUCUCUUUUUUUUCCUUUUUUUUUUUUCUUUCUUUGUUUUAUUUUUAUUUUUUUUUUUUUUGAUACAGAGAGUUGACCAAAUUUGUAAUCUCGACGUUUUUAAAGACCGCAGUCGAUACUAAUGAGACGGUUGCCCAAUCUGCGAGCCGACGCUAGUGACGUUAAAGGAAGUGAACUGUUGACCUCUUUCCAAAUUCCAGAGGACUGGGACAUUCAAAGGCCUGCAUGUCGGUAACGGAUUUCACUAUGUUUUGGAACUUUUCAUCUUUUAAUGGCCUAAACCCAGUAUCUGAAACUAAUGGCUGGCUCUGUCUGAAGCUGAUUCGACGCCAUGCUGAAAUUCGUGAGGCAAUAAUUAUCCUCUCAGUAUUAGGGGAGUCUUGCCGCCAUAUUUUCAUAUACCUCACCCCCUAUCUCCACAAACUGUUAAAGCUGCAUGAUUUAUUUGUUUGUUUGUCUUGUUUUCUGGAACUAUUUUAGUUCAGGAAUUUGAUACAAAGGAGAUAGAUGUCAAUCUGUUUAUGUUUAUACUGGUUUAUGUGACAUCACAAGAGGCUUCAACAAGUUCUGUUACAUAGAACAUUUAAUUCGUGCCGGCAGCCGUCUGCUUCAGGGUAGUUUAUUGGCCACGUAGCUGUCAGUAAAUACCGUAAAUACCGUGCGAGCAUUGCAUUAAUGCUAAAGUUUAAGAAAUCGGCUAUGACAGCAUUUUUUAAAACUUGGUGAGAUACCCUUUGGUUGGUUUGAAAUCUUGGCCCACAUUGGCCUGAGGUAGGUGAUUGUACUUCAAAUCACCUUGCACCUGAACAGUUUUCUUCCUGACCAAUCACUUCUCUCCCUCGCUCCAGCUCUGACAAUAAUGAUGAAAUUAUGUGAAAGGGUCCACGGACAGGGAGCAGCACUCACUACUUCUGGUGCGAAAUGUGUGUCUCAGCAUGUAGGGUCCAUGGACAGGUCGGGCUGCACGUGCAAGACGAGAGAGUCGAAGAGCGAGUGUCAGGUUUUUUUAAAAAAAUAUAGAAAGUUCUAAAAGAGGUGAGCUAAAACCUGAACACCUGACAAGUUUCACACCUCUCGUGUUUGUUAUUUGGGGAAAUACACUCUUUUAAAAAAAAAUUGUAGUGUUCGUGAUUGGUGUUUGUGUGUCGCUGGGGAAUGGACUAUUGGAGUGGAAAAUUCUGUUUGAAUGGUCUGGAAAAGUGAAAGCGAAGUGUGUCAUUUUUUUUAUUCCUGACUGGUAUUCUUUUGCUACUCACGAUCGUGGCUUUGCCGGGGAAGUAAGGGUAAGAUGAUUUUCAUUACUUUUAUUGCAAAGUUCAAACUUUCUCCUUUCCAAGAAUUUAAAGGUUUCUUCGUCUUAUGUUUACCCGAGAGCAGCAAUAACAAUCAAAAAAGCCUUCACCCACUUUCAUUUUAAGUCUUCAGUUAUCAGCCAGUCUUUGUAAUACUUAUACUUUUAUGUCGUGUUCAGAGGGUUGACAGUAGACAGGGCCGGCAGAUGCAGAUACAGUCUGUGUUCACAUCGAAAGAAAAACAUGUGAAUGGUUGGUUGUGCUCGUGUUUAAGUGGAGGCACGCACUUCUAGGAUGUCAAGAGGGAAAUUCCUCCCAUACAGUAUAAAAAUCCGUAUAUUAUUAAAGAUGUACUGGGGGUAACGGAUUUGAGGAGAAAUUGGUGUUUUACGCUGAGCCACCCACUUUCCGUUAUCUACAUCGUCUUUAUUGUAUCGUUCCUAACAAAGGAAAGGUAACUGUAACAAAAAGUGGAUCAGAUGAAUGAGCGCACUGACAACGUCUGAUGGCCGCUGGCGAUGAUUCUUGGAAAAGUUACUUUGUGUCUUUUUCCUAGAGAGGAUCGUUUUCGUAAGUUCCUGAUGCUCAAGA